Strongylus vulgaris is the source of this 479-nucleotide messenger RNA. The record is from the annotation of a GenBank genome assembly. Lineage: Eukaryota; Metazoa; Nematoda; Chromadorea; Rhabditida; Strongylidae.
AUGAAUGGAAAAGAUGGCAGAAGCUUAGACAAAGUAUUCAGUGAGCUUAUACAUGAGGCAAAUCGUUGGGCUUGUGAUCGUAGUGAAAGUACAACGCCGAAGGCGAUGCCCCAAGUGAACGGACGUCUAGAGGAUAAAGACGACACCAAUAUCGAUGUGUGCCUCGAGCAGUUGGCUCGAGCAAUAUCUGCCCAUGUAACGGAUAUCCUUAUGGAGCGGUUAGGACUGGAAGAAAGAAACGAACAGAAGGUGGAAGUAGCGCCAACAAUGGAUUUAAGUACAGUAUCUACGAUAGCACAGCCACCGUACCAUGAACGACCGCAGCAUUUGGGAUUAAAGCCAACCACGUCACGUUCCGUGCCCAACACUGUACGAUCCUUGCCACAAAGUCCUAAUCCUACUCGAAAAAUCACCCAAAUGUCUCGACGAGAUAAUCAUUUCAGUGAGUUUGCAACACUUAGAACUUCACUUUUAUAGAU